ACGAGGUGGUUUCGCUUUCUUUUUGCCAAAUAUGUAGUUUGCUCCAUCUGGGCAUCCGUCUGGUUGCGCUGUCAACCAGAGUCAAACAAUCCACUGAUAAGAAAGAGCCGGUCACCUGUAGAGGGCUCAGAUAUACUGACAGCUUUUGGUGUUUCUUGUUCUGGUGAUAUGUCUUCAAAUUAGAGAAGGGGGUACCUGGCGAAAGUUUCCUAAGCCAUGAGUGAGCAUUAUUUGAAGGCAAAAACUGACUUAGGAGAGGAGGCUGAUAAGGGGGAUAUUAGUGACAGUGGAGCCGAGUGCUUUAUAGCACGGGAUGUUAUGGUACCCGAGAGGCAAAAUGCUGCUGGUGCUAUAAACAAAGGCACAGGUGAGCAGUUUCUUGAGGGAAACGAGAAAAGUUGUGAGGGAACUGUGCCCGGGGAUGCCAUGCACCCCAAGGUUCACAGGCAAAUUCUGCACUUCACUGGUAGAAUAUGGAUGAGAAGACGUGAGGGUAGUAGAAGGGGAGAUACGCGGCAGGACAACGAGAAAAAACUAGAACAUAACAAAGAAGACGGGACGGUUAUACGGCGCAGGAGAUCCGUGACCGUGGACAGCUCCAAAGCGAAGACUUCACUGGACGCCCUGAAAAUCAGCCUUAAACAAUUAAGGUGGAAAGAAUUUCCCUUAGGUCGUCGCCUACCCUGCGAUAUUUACUGGCAUGGUGUAUCAUUUCAUGAUAAUGAAAACAUCUGCUCUGGUCUAGUUAACAAGUUUCCAGGCAUGACAGAAAUGGUACGUAAAAUUAUGCUGAGUCGAGCAGUCCGAGUGAUGCAGGAGCUGUUUCCGGAGGAAUACAAUUUCUAUCCUCGUGCAUGGAUUCUGCCAGAGGAACUUCCUCUUUUUACUGCUCAGGUUCACAUGGUGAAAGAGAAGGCUACUUCCUGGAGACCUACUUUUAUUGUAAAGCCAGAUGGAGGUUCUCAGGGUGAUGGAAUCUACCUCAUUAGAGAUCCCAGUGAGAUUCAAAUGCUGGGAAGCCUUCAAAGCAGGGCAGCAGUGGUCCAGGAAUACAUUAGCAAACCGUUGCUCAUUGACAAAUUAAAAUUUGAUAUACGUCUGUAUGUGGUACUAAAAUCUCUUGAACCUUUAGAAAUCUACAUUGCCAAAGAUGGACUCACAAGAUUUUGUACAGAGCCAUAUCAAGAGCCAAAUCAUAAAAAUCUGCACAAUAUGUUUAUGCACCUAACAAACUAUUCCCUGAAUAUACAUAGUGCGAAUUUUGUCCAUUCUGAAAGUGUAAGCACUGGAAGCAAAAGAACAUUUACCAGCAUUCUUUAUAGACUGGCUGCCAAAGGCAUUGACAUUAAAAAAGUGUGGUCAGACAUAAUAUCACUGGUAAUUAAGACUGUUAUUGCACUUGCAGGAGAACUUAAAGUUUAUUAUCAAGCUGAAAUACCACAGGGAAAGCCAGGACCAUCAUGCUUCCAGAUUUUAGGGUUCGAUAUCCUUUUGGUGAAAAACUUGAAGCCUGUGUUACUGGAAGUGAAUGCCAAUCCUAGCAUGAGAAUAGAACAUGAACAUGAGAUUUCACCAGGUGUGUUUGAAUAUGUUCCAAGUCCAGUAGAUGAAGAAGUGAAAGUAGCAGUAAUAAGAGAUACCCUACGUCUGAUUGAUCCAUCAAAAAGGAAGAAUAAUUUUACUCAAUCUCUUCAGUCUGACCAUGUGCCUGAGACAACCAAAGAAGAAGAGAUAUUUAAUGACAGUCACUCCAAUUUUCAGGAACAGGAUGCUGGCAUGCACAGAGAAAAUAGUUUGCCCUCCCUUUGUCUGAAGCAAGUGUUUCCAAAGUAUGCGAAGCAGUUUAGCUAUCUGCGAGUGGUAGAACGAAUAACUAAUUUGUUCAUCAGAUUCCUUGGAAUAAGAGGGACAACUAAACUAGGAUCAACAGGGUUCCGGACUUUUAUAAGGUGUUGCAAACUUAGCAACAGCAGCUUGUCAAUGGCGUCUGUGGAUAUUCUUUACAUUGAUAUAACAAGAAGAUGGAGCAGCACUGGAUAUGACCAAAGAGAGCCUGGGAUGUGCUUGCAGGCAUUUAUUGAAGCUUUCAUUUACCUGGCUCGAAGAAGGUUCAAGUCUCUACCUCUCCAUGAGCAAGUGACAACACUGGUUGACUUAUGUGAAUGCCAUCUUGAGACAUUAGAUGAAAAGCGCACAGCUAGCAGCCGUGGAGCAGCAGAACACAGGACCCUGUUUGGCAGUAGUCAGCCACAAGGACUUCAUACAGCCCAGUCUGCCCAUGUUAAUUUAUUACACAGGACAGGCACUACAAAUAAACUCUCAGAUUACAAACUUCAUUACCCAUAACAGUAGUUAGAACAAGAUAAAUGAUGAUGCUGAAACUGAAACUUCAUUCAUUGGUCCUCACACUGCGUCAGCAGCAGCACUGGUGGUGAAAAACAGAAUGCUGAAGUUUCCCACUGAUGUAACCAUUUGCUCCUCACUAGUACAUAGAUCAUUUAAAGAUAUUUCUCCAUUUAUUCAGUAUGACAAUAACUGUCAAGGGCUGUAGUAAUUAUAUAUACCCUAAUGUUAGUAUUCACAGAAUACAAGAACAGCUUGGUUAGCAACCUGCAUGGAAUCUAUGAAAAACAAGCCAAAUGGAGGAGAACAAUUUCCUUUAUUCAAGUUUCAAAGAGAUGUUGGUGCAUGUGGUAAAGUUCAUAUCUUUGCAGAAAGAACCUGUCCAAUAUAAAGGACAAAAACUGUCAGAUGGGCUGAAGUGAGAAAAGUCAAUGUACUGAAUUAAUGUUGUAUUUAGAAAGAAAAACUUCCAUUUGCCUGCCUUAAGAUUAAAAAUAUGAGAAAUUAACAUUUUAAAUGCAAUAUUUAUAAAACAAUAUCAUACUUGAAUAGUUCAAAUGUGUAAGUUCUUAGCAUUGUUUUACAGUUUCUUUAGAAUCAGAGUGCAAGUCAACAAUCAACAAUUUUUUUUACUUGGUUGUUAUGCUUUUGUUUGCAUACUUGCAUAGUAUAUUGCCUGGCUGAGCACGACAUGGCAUGUUCACAACAGAUAAAAUGAAAAUGUAACUUGUUUCUGCCCUCUUAGGUACACACACACACACACACACACACACACACACACA
Protopterus annectens (West African lungfish) is the source of this 3125-nucleotide messenger RNA. RefSeq names its product tubulin tyrosine ligase like 11 (gene TTLL11). Gene Ontology annotation, biological process: protein polyglutamylation; microtubule cytoskeleton organization. The transcript is spliced from 9 exons. Gene Ontology annotation, molecular function: tubulin-glutamic acid ligase activity; tubulin binding. Bases 217 to 2346 code for a protein of 709 amino acids. Gene Ontology annotation, cellular component: cilium. The record is from RefSeq and is a predicted model, not a curated record. NCBI's taxonomy places the organism in Eukaryota, Metazoa, Chordata, Ceratodontiformes, Protopteridae.